AAGUUGCAGUGCUGUUGUUGGAAAGUCGUGGUGGAAUUGUUUGGUAGGAAGAAUCUAAUCCUGGCCUGAAUUGGUCGGUUUGACAGGUUUGGCUUUGCUGAUAUUCUUGGUUGCCUAUGGUAUUGCCGUUCUUGUUGCUCCAAACAGGACGGUUUAACCGGUGCACGCUCGAAAAAGUCACUACUUUCUUGCCGUGCUAAUGUUCACAUCGUGUCUUGAAGGUUCCGAUGGUGCUGUCUGAUCAUGCUACGCGCAAGAGUCCAUCGUCGCAAGGCAGGAGGAAAAGGACCACCCAUUCGUCCGAAGGCAGCCAGGCAGCCUACGUCGUUGGACAAGAAUCUGAUUCCAACAACCUCAUACACUGAGGUUGCCUAGACAAAGCAAAAAAGCUAGGUAUCAAUCCAAAUCCUCUUAACCCCAUCUGCCCUCUCUUCCCUGCAAACUUCCGAGUACUUCUACGGUUCCACCUUUGCUGGCCCCUUUGAGGACACCUUCGUCGGCGGGGCAAAAGACGUUGCCGUCGCUGCCCGGCCUGUCCAGCAGGGAGAUUGAUGAGCGACAAGUUCUACUGCAUGACCGUUAGGAUGAACAUCGACUGCAACGGGUGCUACCAGAGGAUCAGGAGAGCUCUCCUCCACAUGCAAGACCUGGAGAGCCACCUGAUCGACCGGAAGCAGCACCGGGUGAGCAUCUGCGGCGCGUUCGUGCCGCAGGACGUCGCCAUCAAGCUCCGGAAGAGGACCAACCGCCGCGUCGAGAUACUCGAGAUCAAGGAGGUCGACGCCGGAGCCGGCCACCGGCCCUGAGGGAGCGACCGCCAUGCAUGCAUCCGUGCCGGCGUGGCGUUGCCUGCUUGCUUCCAGUUCUCACGCCUGGAGCCGUCGGCCCCGUGCGCGGUGCACUGGAGCUAACGCUGGGCUGUGAAUGGCUUUUAGCCUUUGCUCCUUGUAGCUGAGACGAUGUAAGCACAAGUCAGCUAUGAGAGAACAUGCAGUCUAGUAACUCCCUGGCCAAAACAGAUGACGUCCUAUGACGCUCGUUGAGAGAUGA
Phragmites australis (common reed) is the source of this 1050-nucleotide messenger RNA. Its product is annotated as heavy metal-associated isoprenylated plant protein 26-like. Lineage: Eukaryota; Viridiplantae; Streptophyta; Magnoliopsida; Poales; Poaceae. Gene Ontology annotation, molecular function: metal ion binding. The transcript has 3 exons. The coding region runs from base 552 to 806 and encodes 84 amino acids. The record is from RefSeq and is a predicted model, not a curated record.